This is a messenger RNA of Daphnia carinata, 1498 nucleotides long. RefSeq names its product armadillo repeat-containing protein 1-like. The transcript is spliced from 5 exons. Bases 128 to 1051 code for a protein of 307 amino acids. The record is from RefSeq and is a predicted model, not a curated record. Lineage: Eukaryota; Metazoa; Arthropoda; Branchiopoda; Diplostraca; Daphniidae.
CUUCCCACAACACAACCAGCCAUCUAGCGGCUUAUGGCCGCAUUCUAUAGAAGAAUCCAUUUUGCAGGGGGAUUUCAGAAGGAAACUUUUGUUGUGAUAAAAAACAUGCGGAUUUAAUGACGGCACAAUGGAAGACAUAAGUAGCACGGCUCUAGUCACUGUCCAGGCAUAUCGUAAUAUUGCUGAAGAUGCUAGCAAAAGAGGAACACUUAUUCAGGAUGAAACCAGUAUACAAUUCUUGGCUUAUGUUCUUGGUGAAAAGAAUGUAGAAGUAGUCAGCCUAGCUCUAGAAACACUUAAACUGCUUUCUGACACACAAAGACACCGUCAAAAGUUAGCAGCUGUGUUUGGUGUGCUUGAAGCUCUUCAAGCAACAGCCGACAGUGCAGAAGAAUUUGGUGAAGAAAUAGCUAACAGUGCUGCAGAUAUCUUUACAGCGUUAAAGUUCUCAAAGAACUCGGCCUAUGGAAAUAGGAAACCAGCAGGUCAGCCAAAAGUGGAAAGAAUUUCUUCCACAGAAGAAGCUGUGGAAGAUGAAGGCUUAUUUGGUGCAUUAGAUACUAGUUCUCACAGUGACAGAGGUCAUCGUUUUCUAAAGUAUAAUUCAAAAGCCAAAACAAUUACUGUUAAGGUGACGGGACUCACCACUAACCAGGAGGAUCGCGAACUUUUAGAGCGCCAACUGAUUAAAGUGCAGGGAGUUAUCUCGAUCGUCUUUGAUGCUAACAACUCCCGUGUCACGUUACGUUCCCGUCCCGAUCUUAAUAUUGAAUCUGUUGGGCAGGCUGUUCGUAAGACGCAAACAAUGCGUGCUUUCUUAGUCUGCAAAAAUGAACUGGGGGAAGAGACACUGAAGCCAAUCGGAGAAACAAACUCCGAUGGUGACGAGAGGAAAUUAAGUACACCUCUUCCUGAUUACCUGCCAGAGGAUGAUAACGACAUACCUACAGAGACGUCUGACAAAGCACUAGCACCUCACGGCAUUACAGAAGUUGCCAGCAACUGGAUCAAUUCAGCUGCCACCUUUUUGCAGCGUUCCUUCUACUGGUGAAUCAGUGGUGCGUGAUUUGUGAGACUAUCCCUUAUACACUUUUAUAGAUGUAAUGAUAUCUUUUCUUUGUUUGCUCUCUAUCUCAACACAUUUUCACUCGCCACAUCUUUCAAAGAAAUAGAAACGUCUGAUCAGAAAAUAUUGUCAUAGCAACAAAUUGUCCUCAACUUUUCGAAAAAAGUUUUCCUCUUAGAUGUCCUAAAUUAGGCCAUUUUUCUUCUGUAUAAUUUUGUUUAGUCGAGUUGCGAUGCGUGAAAAACUCAUCUUCUGUCCACGAUGGGGAAAAAAUAUAUAAUUUUUCCAUUUUGAUUGUGAUGUAUCAAAAUCCUCCAUUUUCGAUCGGGUGUGAAUUUACUUAAAUUUGAAUCGUGCUGAAAAGUAAACUACAAUAAAACAUGGUUCGAAGAUGGGUCACCCAAAAUACACUGAACGUGUAAUUUAAAGCAA